AUGGAGUCCGUUACUCGUUGGUGUCUAUACAGCACCGAGACAGUUGCGGGCCUGACGCACACGACGGACCUUUUCUCGCGGCUACUCAAGGAGCGCAUCGUCGCUGUCUACGGCGAAGUCGACGACCGCAUGGCUGCCACCGUCACCGCGUCCCUCCUGUACCUCGAGGCCGAAUCUGACCGUCCCAUCUCCAUGUACAUCAACUCGCCCGGCGGGAGCGUGACGGCCGGACUCUCCAUCUACGACUGCAUGAACUACAUCGUCCCCGAAGUGUCGACGCUCGCGCUCGGCCAGGCCGCCUCGAUGGGCAGCCUGCUCCUCGCCGGCGGCGCCGCGGGCAAGCGCUACUGCCUCCCCCAUUCGAGCAUCAUGCUCCACCAGCCCAGCGGUGGCCACUACGGCACCGCGGCGGACAUUGCCAUCCACGCAAAGGAGAUCCUGCGGAUACGCGCGCAGCUGAACGGCAUCUACGAGCGCCACUUGACGGGGAAGAAAAAGAUGACAGUCGACGAGAUCGAGAAGAUGAUGGAGCGCGAUUACUUUUUGAGCGCCGAGGAGGCCCUGGAGAUGGGCGUCGUCGACGAGAUCCUGUCCAGCAGGAAGAAGAAGCCCGACACGACGAAUGAAGAGACGUGA
Molecule: messenger RNA, 636 nt
Organism: Fonsecaea nubica
Lineage: Eukaryota; Fungi; Ascomycota; Eurotiomycetes; Chaetothyriales; Herpotrichiellaceae
Product: ATP-dependent Clp endopeptidase, proteolytic subunit ClpP
Exons: 1
Coding region: 1-636 (211 amino acids)
Biological process (GO): protein quality control for misfolded or incompletely synthesized proteins
Cellular component (GO): endopeptidase Clp complex
Molecular function (GO): serine-type endopeptidase activity; ATP-dependent peptidase activity; ATPase binding
Source: RefSeq, a predicted model, not a curated record